AAAUGUAUUUAAAAAAUGGAAGGCAGUCGGGGGGAGGCAAGACUAGCGUUCUACACCAAGACUCAUAAGAUGGCGACCGCGGAACCGGAAAUAAAUAUAAAUCCACCCCAACAUGCUGAAGAAGGAGCAGAAGCAGAGACUGGUCAGGAGAUCGUGAGCCCUGAGAGCUACAUCAAACACCCCCUACAGAACAAAUGGUCUCUCUGGUUCUUCAAAAAUGAUAAGACCAAAACAUGGCAGGCAAACCUCCGCCUCAUCUCGAAGUUUGACACGGUUGAAGAUUUCUGGGCUCUGUAUAAUCAUAUUCAGUUGUCAAGCAAUCUGAUAUCUGGAUGCGACUAUUCCCUCUUUAAGGAUGGCAUUGAGCCCAUGUGGGAGGAUGAGCGAAACAAGCAAGGAGGGCGUUGGCUGAUCACGCUCAACAAGCAGCAGAGGAGACAAGACCUGGACCGCUUCUGGCUAGAAACACUUCUCUGCCUCGUUGGGGAGGCUUUCGAUGACUAUAGUGACGAAGUGUGUGGCGCAGUAGUCAAUAUUCGCACUAAAGGAGACAAAAUCGCCAUUUGGACCGCAGACUUCGACAACAGGGAAGCCGUAACACACAUAGGGAGAGUCUAUAAGGAGCGCUUGGGAAUCCCCAUGAAGAUGACCAUUGGCUACCAGUCCCACUCUGACACCGCCACAAAGAGCGGCUCCACCACCAAAAACAAGUUUGUUGUCUGAAAAUGAACCGUGUGCCUUGUUUUGUUUGGUCUACUUUUCAUUGUGGGUAGGUUAUAUUUACUUAAUAUAGCAAUGGCUGCGUGACGAAAUCUGGGAAAAAUUCAUGACUAUAUACCAAAGCUUCGACAGAAACAGCCCUAGACCUGUGAACACAGGAAAAACUUAUUAACAGGACACACUACUUUCUCUGGAACCCACGCACACACACCUGCCAAUGCUAUUAAUUCACAUGUCAUAGCCAUGCAGGUGAACAUGCAAACCUCAAAAUGCAAAUGAAGACUGUUCAUAGUAGGAAAUGUAAGAUGUUUUGAGUGUUCUUAAAAAGAAAAUUAUUUUUUUGAUUUAUUUAAUGGCAGGGAAUUCAUUUGAAAUGCAAAAAUAAAACAUUUCUCAGUGCCCUUGUAUACAGCAUUGUAAUUGCUGUAAUCCUUAAUGAUGUUACACUUUUUUAAUUUAUUAUACCAAUUUGCUUUUUAGCAUUUUUUUUAACUUGUUCUGUGCUAUGGCCUUAAAGGUGAUUUGUUUUUUGUCAUUUUUCUUUUUUUUAUGCUAAAUGACAUGUUAUAGAAUAUCCUUUUUUGUGAUUUCACUUGUUUUUGAGAAACUUACCCUAACCAGCAAAUCACUUCUUCAUCCUUGUGUAGUUUUAGGGGCCCUUCUAUAACAUGCCAUUUACAUCAAAAAUAGGGAUUUGGUUGUAAAAAAAAUUACUUCUCCUUUGAACCUCAAGCGCAUGUAAUCAAGCCUUUCUGAUAAUUUCAUGACUCAAUUAGUCUUUGUUAACUACAUGAUUAAAACUUUGGUUUUGCAAUUCGGUAGAAGCUGUUUUUAUAUUAUGGAAUACUUUUUGCAACUUGUAAUUUGUACAUUCCUUGUUAGAAAUGGUUUGAUAUUAGACUUAGUGAUGCUGUAUUGCAAUAUAUGCAUUUAUUAGUGAUUGGUUUUGAGCUUCUGCCUGCAAUGGAAACACAGCACGAAUGAGUCUUUAAAUAAUGUUUUUCUGUGACUUCAGAUAAUUUUUAAUUAUAUAAUAUGGGCCUAAUAAUAUACCAUUUCAACCCCAGGAAACAAUCUAACUUUCUAUGCCACUUGUAUUGCCAUAGCUAGUUGGUCUGCCCCUGUCACCCCUAGAGACUUAAUGUAGAGCUGAAUAAUGUAUAAAGCAAUAUUAUAGUAGCUACACCUACAGUAUCACCUGUUGUGGCAUUUCAUGAAAGCCUACAACCCAUGCAAAUCAGAAUAUGUUGUUUACAUGACAAUGUCUUGACACCAAAUUAGAGUGCUCAAAUACUUACCAUUUCAUGGCUCAUGAAAGUAUGAGUUGCCAUUAUGCCAGGCAUGUUUCAUUCUUUUGGCCAAACACAAGUGCUACCAGUUACUUUCAUAACUGCUGUUCAACAUUCAUACAUUAUGAAAUGCAUUUGGGUAUUUUAUUCCCAAUUCAUAAAUAAACUGAGCUUUGCACUUCA
Messenger RNA from Oncorhynchus tshawytscha (Chinook salmon), 2192 nucleotides. Its product is annotated as eukaryotic translation initiation factor 4E. Gene Ontology annotation, molecular function: RNA 7-methylguanosine cap binding; translation initiation factor activity. The record is from RefSeq and is a predicted model, not a curated record. Lineage: Eukaryota; Metazoa; Chordata; Actinopteri; Salmoniformes; Salmonidae. Bases 16 to 723 code for a protein of 235 amino acids. Gene Ontology annotation, biological process: translational initiation. The transcript is spliced from 8 exons. Gene Ontology annotation, cellular component: eukaryotic translation initiation factor 4F complex; cytoplasm.